AGGGGGCGGGUUGCUAUGGACUUCAGCGUAUGAAAGCAUAGGGGUUUGAUUUUGCAGUGAGUCGUAGGAGAACCGAGACAGGAAUUGCACUCAAUUCAUUUUCUACAGAGCACGAAAAUCCCGAGAAAUAGCAAUUGCAAUGGGUCCGAAGAAAAAUGUGAAGCCACAAGUCAAAAAAGAUGCCAAGCCGCAGCAUGCGAAUAGGAAUGGAAAGAAAGCAGAGGGUGCAGGAGGAUCCUCCUUCUUUACCUGGUUCGUGGUUCUGGCUCUCCUGGGCGUCUGGACCUCUGUAGCUGUGGUGUACUUUGACCUUGUUGACUAUCAAGGUGUAGUCGCCAAAGCAAAGGACUUGCACUAUAAUCUUUCAGAGGUAUUACAAGGUAAACUUGUAUCCUAUGAUGCUGAUGGUGAUGGAGACUUUGAUGUGGAAGACGCUAAAGUUCUACUAGGACUGACAGAUAAGCCCACCCUCAAGAGCAGUGAAUCAGUUGAGGAUAAACCUGCUGAACAUUUGAAAGAAGAGCCUAUUGUGGAGGAAGAGAUUCAAGCCACUAAAGUUGAGAAAAUUGUUCAGCCGCCACCAGAACCAGAGACUGAGGAGGAAGAGCCAUUUGCUCAGGAGGAAGAGCCUGUGGAUGUGGAGGAGGAGGAGCCUGUGGAUGUAGAAGAGGAGGAGCCUGUGGAUGUAGAGGAAGAGCCUGUCGCUCUGGAGGAGGAGAAUGUCCUUGGAGAAGAUGAAGAUGCUGAGGAGGAGCAUGAAGUUCCUGAGGAAGAACCAGAAGUUUUAGAAGAAGAGCCAGAGGUUGAGGAAACAGUUUUAGAGAAUAUUGAGGAGGUAGCAGAAGAGCCUAAAGCAUUUGAGGAAUCUUUACAAUUUGAGGAGGUUAUUGAGGAGGCUGCACCAGUGCAAGAAGCAGUGGAAGAGGCUGCACCAGUGGAGGAAGCUGCACCAGUGGAGGAAGCUGCACCAGUGGAGGAAGCUGCACCAGUGGAGGAAGCUGCACCAGUGGAAGAAGCUGCACCAGUGGAAGAAGCUGCUCUAGUGGAAGAAGCAGUGAGGGAGGCUGCACCAGUGGAAGAAGCAUUUGAGGAGGUUAUACCAGUGGAAGUAGAGGUGGAGGAGGGUACAGCAGUGGAGGUAGAGGUGGAAGUAGAGGUGGAAGAGGACACACCAGUGGAAGUAGUAGUAGAAGUGCCAGAAGAUGAUGAACCGGUAGAGGAAGAAGCAGAUGAUGAAGAACCAGUAGAAGAUGCAGCACCAGUUAGUGAAACACCGGAAGAGACAACUGAGGAGUCUAUCCAUUUUGAAGAAACAUUACCAGAAGAAGAAAUAGAAGAAACGGGUCAGGAGGAAGAGGAAGCAGAUGACUCCACAAUAGAGGAAGCAGAGCUUGAGGCAGAGAAUUUUGAAGAAGAGGAGGAUGCAUAUGUCGAUGAAGAACAGUAUGAGGAGGACUAUGCAGAUGAAACUACCCAGACAGAAGACCAACCUGAGGAGCCCACAGAAACAUAAAGUAUGGAAGAUGCAGAGAGGAUCAGCGCCAUGUGAAAUUCCACUGACACUGUGCAGCUGCCAGUUCUCACCCUGGAGUUAGAAAAACAGAGCUUGCUUGUUUUCAUUUUGUUGGAGUUUUGUGUUUGUUUGGAAGCUCAAUCCUGUUUGUUUAUUGAGAAUGUGGUCUUUGUGUACUUUUCUUAAAGGGAUAGUUCACCCAAAAAUGAAUUUUACUCACCCUCAUGUUGUUCUAAACCUGUAUGAGUAUUUUGAUGAACACAAAAGAAGAUAUUUUGAUAAAUGAUGGUAAGCACACAGUUGAUGGUACCCAUUAAAUUCCAUCGUAUUUGUUUUUCCUAUUAUGGAAGACAAUGUUUACAAUCAGUCAAUGUGCUUACCAUAUUUAUCAAAAUAUCUUCUUUUGUGUUCAUCAGAAAAAAAUCAUACAGGUUUAGAACAACAUAAGGAUGUAAAAAUUAUGACACAAUUUAAUUUUUGGGUGAACUAUCCCUUUAAUGUUUUGUUAUAUUUUGUUUUGUUUUUAAUUCCCCCUCUUCCCUCACAGAUCCCUUUUUUGUAGUUACAAAUCAGUUUGUCUGUCCCCUAACAUAGGUGUGAAGUAGCCAUUUUUUGAUCAUACAUAAUAGUCGGGUUGUAGUUACCUAUCCUUUGUGUACAAACACCUUCAUGUUGCUUUGUAGCUCAGAGAUCUUCACAUUUUAUUCAGAAUUUAAUUUAUCGGAGUGUUUCUAUUUCUGUUUAAUUUGUUGUUUUGCUUUAAUGUGAAGGUACUAUGCAAAGCUGCACUGAUCUUGCGCUAUGACUUCAUCUAUAUGUUUUGUACUACCGAUAUGUAUUGAGUCUACAUUUCCAAUGUUGCAUAUCUAGGACAAGUUUAUGCUGGCAGGUUAACCAAGAUAAUUGUUGUAUGGAGCGACUGGACGUGCAUGUGCGUGUUUGUUUGUUUGAAAGUGCAUGUGUAUAAUUCUAUGCGAAACAAUCGUUUGAGCCAUUUUUCUCAUAUAUAUGGUUUUUCCGUUUUUAGUUUACUGUCAGGACGUAUGUACCUCUAUGUGACUGCUUUGAAAAGAGCUUAAAAAAGCAGAACGUGUCUUUAUAUUUUCAAAAGUCAAAAAUUCACAAGCAUUUUUAAAUUUAGAAAAGGUUCACGCCUCAUCCAGUUAUUUUUUGUGGGUUGUAUUCUAUUGUGUGAAGUUUUGACUGUAAUUCUGCUCUUUGAGCUAACACUACAGCUAAUGUGGGCCAACACAGCAUACAGUCCCUACAUUAGGUUGUCUUGGACAAAUGGCACUGCCUUAUAUUUGGACAAGACUUUUUUUCAGGCAGACACUCCAGCUGCUAUGCAGCUUCUGUCUAAUAAUUUUGGGCAGUAAAUCAGAGUAAUCAAACAGUGUUGUUUAAUAGUAAUGUCAUCAUAUUUCAUGACUGGUGAGGAUUGUCCACAGAAAUUGUGCUUCAAAUAUGGAGCUGCCUAUUCUAUGAAAUACUUUAUUUUUAUAGUAGGGUAAACUUUUUCCUUGUGGUUCAUCAUCAGGCAAUAUACAAUAAUAAUUUGUUCAUUAUUUUGUCAGUGUCACUGUAUUUCAUUGCAUUUAUGCAGCAAAUUCUGGAGACACAUCUGUUAAAAAAGGAAAAGGUAUUGCUAGUAAGCGUAUCUUUGCAUUGUAUAUCUUUAAAGUGGCAAACUUACUUUGUAUUUUUGAAUACUGUCAUCAUUGUUUCCAUUGUUGUAAUUACAAUACAAUGUAGCUGUCAUCCUUAACAAUUUUUAUAUUAGUUUGAAGGAAUCUCAUGUUUGGCUCUUGAAUUGUUUCACUGUGGAUUUAUUUUUCUUUAUGGUAUUGUUAUAUGUACACUGUGGUUUUACGGGGCCUGCCAGAAUAAAUUGUUUAGUGAUAGGCUUUAGGAAAUACUGCAAGUUUCUUACAAUCAAUGGUUUUGCUAUGGCUGCAAAAUAGUUUUUAGGGUUUUUCUUUUUACAACACUAUAGAGGGGUUUGACCCUUAACACUUUUGAAGUCAAUGUGAAUUUUUAAAGUGGUAUUAAUAUUGCAUAAUACAGAUUUUUUUCUUUUUUAGAAUUUUUAAGGAUUUCAUUUUUUUAGGAUUUGACACUUUAUUGUCAAAUUGAAUUUUACAAAAGUGUUAACUUCUAAAAGCCAUAUGUAAAAGGUUGGAUUUAGCAACCUUGAUAUGGGCCAUACUUUAAUGGACAGACGCCUCACAACCAGCAACAGAUCCAUUUGUAAUGGGCUAUAUUUCAAUGGACAGACACCUCACAACCAGCAAUAAACCAAUUUGUAAAGAUGUCACUUUUAUUCUUGUCCAUUUACACAGACGUUUACUCAAGACUUUAUAUUUGGAGGUUUACAUGAAAUCCUGCUGUAUAGGCUAACUGGUAUUAAGUAAGUUAUAAGUUAUUGAGGCAAUUUUAGGGAGUUGUGGGUAAUUCUUUCACAAAUCUGUAAACUGUAAAUGUUUUGAGUGCUGCAAUAAAGGUUGGGACAUUGAUAAAGCCA
Molecule: messenger RNA, 4034 nt
Organism: Misgurnus anguillicaudatus (oriental weatherfish)
Lineage: Eukaryota; Metazoa; Chordata; Actinopteri; Cypriniformes; Cobitidae
Source: RefSeq, a predicted model, not a curated record